This is a messenger RNA of Stereum hirsutum FP-91666 SS1, 933 nucleotides long. RefSeq names its product kinase-like protein. The record is from RefSeq and is a predicted model, not a curated record. Lineage: Eukaryota; Fungi; Basidiomycota; Agaricomycetes; Russulales; Stereaceae. The coding region runs from base 1 to 933 and encodes 310 amino acids. The transcript is spliced from 2 exons.
AUGCCUGCUUCCUUCCGUAAACUUUUCGCCCCAUUCCCGCACGAUCUGGGCGACAUCCAGGAAUUCAUACCAUCUGGACGUCUCGUCUCCCCCGCUGAUUCUCAUGGAACCACGCGGGUCGUCGACAUCGGUGGCGGCUUGGUCGUGAAGUAUGGCAACACGACACGACUUUCGGAAGCUCUGGCGUCCGAGCUCGUUCGCUCUCAAACUAGCAUACCUGUUCCUCGCGUUCUCGCUUACUAUUCCGACUCCUCCAAGAUAUACAAGAUCGGAUAUAUCGUGAUGGAGAAGGUCGAGGGUGUAAUGCUUAGUAGCAUCCUGGAGAUAUUGGACGGUGCUGCGAUCGAGUCCAUCACUUCUCAGUUGGGAGGAUAUCUCAGUGAGAUGAAGAAGCUCGACAGACCUGGAGAAUGGGGAAUGGUCGGCAAGAACGGGAUCUAUCAUCGCGACCCUUAUUUCACCUACCAGCUCCCCCCACCGUCUACGGUCACUUCCAAGAAAUCAAAUCCUCUUCGAGCUCGGUGCUGCAGAGACUUCGUGGAACAUUUCGCCCGACUCGUCAAUCGGAGCAUGAACGAGGAAUGGGCUGCCAGCACGCAGGCGAUAGUCGAUUCUUUCAACAACGAUCUACCUUCCUCAUUCUGUCAUCCAGAUCUCGUUCCCGAGAAUAUCAUGAUCGACGAACGCACAAAUCGUAUCACCGCCAUCAUCGACUGGCAAGGAGCCGGCUGGUAUCCGUACUUCUUUCUGUCCUGGGUCGCUCACAAUCGGGUGAGCGCGUACUCGCCCGCGAAGUAUGCGCAGUGGCAUCGGAUAUGGACAGCCUUGAUGGAGAGGUAUCCGGAGUCGGUGGGUAUGAAUCAGUUGCUUUGGGAAGCCGAUGGGUAUGGCUUUCAGGAUCUCCCCCAGUCAGUAUGUGACUGUUGCGAGUAG